GACGUAUUGUAUCAUGCUGCUGCUGUACAGCGGUGUUUAUCUUCUCCUAGCAGGAGGCGGAGUGUUUCACUGUCUGAGAGACCGUCAGAUGUUCGGUGUGUGUGUGUGUGUGUGUGUGUGUAAUUUUGGGGUAGAGUUUCUCUCUUUGUAUUUUGUGCGCUCUGUGAGGAAGUGCAGCUCUGUCUCAGUUGUGUUUUGGGUGCAGUGUAGCAAUGCUCUACCUUUCUUCCUGUGAGAGCCAUGUUCUCCUGCGUCUGCCUGUUUCUAGCACGAGCUCGUGUUCACUGAGUCUCUACCUUCUCAAGUGUGAUGAUUGGCUGUUGGUGUGUCAGAGGGAGGAGCCUGGAUCUUUAAAAGUGCUGAACUCUUCAGUAGUUCAGUAGAGCAAACAGAGCUGCACGACACACACGUGAGGAACCUGAGACGUUCAGCAGCAUGACCGGGUUUGUGCGCUCGUUGAUGCGUUUCCUGAUGAUGAUGAUGAUGAUGAUGAUGAUGAUGGAAUCUGAGGCGACGUACGGACCGUACGGAUUUAUCCAGGACAGACCUGCAGCGAGACAGAGACCACCGACCUACAGCAGACCUGCUCAUGGAAACAACAUCAACUAUGGAGCUCGUGCCAUUAACCCCAGGUUUUACGGGAAUUUCCAUCAUCGGCCGCCUUGGAAGUGGCCCGUGUUCCCCCACCACCGACCCGUCUUUCUUGUCCAGCCUCCAGUUGUGCCGGUGGUGCCUCCAAAGCUAAUGCUAACCAAGCUGUGCGUCACAGUGCCACCCAAAGUGCCCACUCCGACCGUAACCACUACUUCGGUCCCUCCUCCCACUUUACCCUCCACCACACCCACCACGAUGCCCACCACACUGCCGCUCAGUACCCUGAGUGCCACCACUUCCCCUGCUGCUCCUCCCACUCAUCCAGCUCCGGCGGAAGUGUGCAAGAGCCGCCCGCUGGACCUGGUGUUCAUCAUCGACAGCUCUCGCAGCGUUCGUCCUGCCGAGUUCGAGAAGGUCAAAGUGUUCCUCUCGGACAUGGUGGACUCGCUGGACGUUGGCGUCGAAGCCACGCGUGUCGGAUUGGUCAACUACGCCAGCACGGUCAACAUCGAGUUCCUCCUGAAGACGUACCCCAACAAAGCGGAUCUCAAACGUGCCUUCUCUCGGGUCGAGCCGCUCUCCACCGGCACCAUGACCGGCCUGGCCAUCAAAACAGCGAUGGAGCGCACGUUCACCGAGGAAUCCGGCGCCAGGCUGGCGAAUAAAAACAUCCCCAAGGUGGCCAUCAUCGUAACGGACGGGCGGCCGCAGGAUAAAGUGGAGGAGGUUUCGGCUUCAGCGAGGGCUGCUGGGAUCGAGAUCUACGCCGUCGGAGUGGACAGGGCCGACAUGAAUUCUCUGCAAGCGAUGGCGAGCCAGCCGCUGGACGAUCACGUGUUCUACGUGGAGACGUACGGCGUGAUCGAGAAACUCACGUCCAAGUUCAGGGAAACUCUCUGUGGUAUCGAUGCAUGUGCCCUCGGACACGACUGCGAGCACGAAUGCGUGAACAACUACAACUCUUACUACUGCAAGUGCAGAGAGGGAUAUGUGCUUAACUCGGACAAGAAAACAUGCUCACAAGCCAAGGAGGCUCGCGGUGAUUUGACGGAGGACGCGUGCAUGUGUGAAGCUCAGAUCGCGUUCCAGAAGAAAGUCCAUCACAGCAUUAAAGAGAUAAACGGCAAACAUAUCCUUUCACACAUCGCUGCCACGCGCGUGUUUAUUCACAAGUUCGUUUCACCGUCCCAGCCGUCAGACAAAAGCGUACGCAAUGUAGAACAUUUAUCGGUUCUUUGAUCAGGAAGUGUUCAAGUAGAACCUUUUCUAUAAGUACCAAUAGACUGAAUGUUAAACUCCUGACAGGUUCUAGAUGUUAAGAUGAAAAUAAUGAGCAGUAGUGUGGCGAUUCAUUGGAUAAUUGAGGUUCUUCGCUUCUUCUCAGAAGCCUUUCUGACAGUGAAACACUCCUUAAGAAGGAAAACUGCAAACACUUUCUAAUGAUUAAUUAAAAAUAAAUCUAAAGAAGCACACAUAGCUGUGUUAAUGAUGCGAGAUGAUGCGAGAUUGUAAGAUUUAGCAUCUUGUACGUGUCUUUGUGUCUUUGUGUUUAAUGUCUGUGCACUUGGUUUUAUGUUUAUUUAUAUCUGUGUUUUCCUUGACUGUUCACACUGGACGAUCUUUCGAGAAGAGUCGAUCAGUUCCAGCUGCGCUGAAUCCACACACACACACACACACGACGACGUUGUCCUUCGCUAACACGCAGCAACUCGCCGCUCUCUCGUAGCCGAGCCUCGUAACCGUUCCUCUUUCCUCUGCUGCUUUGCAUUUGUCUUUAAAAAAAAAGUGUGUUAAUCUUAACUAAAGUACAAUUACUGUUUACUCAAAGUAGCUUGAAGUCCAUCAUAUUAAAACUUAAAGACUCAUUAAUGCUUCUCUCCUUUUAUUUUGUAAAAAUAAAAGAUUUACAGAACCUUAUGAAGGUUUGUUUUUAUUUUGUUUUACGGUAAAAAAAAGGUUUUAUGUGUGUAAAUCUAACGUAUGGUGUUUCCUCUGUUUGCGAUUCUUUGUACAGAUUUUUAUUAGAUAAUAAAAAUGGC
Molecule: messenger RNA, 2633 nt
Organism: Pangasianodon hypophthalmus (striped catfish)
Lineage: Eukaryota; Metazoa; Chordata; Actinopteri; Siluriformes; Pangasiidae
Gene: matn3b
Product: matrilin 3b
Exons: 6
Coding region: 436-1833 (465 amino acids)
Molecular function (GO): calcium ion binding
Source: RefSeq, a predicted model, not a curated record